GACAACCUUGGAUUCCAUUUGUAAGCCUGGCUUAGUACUUCUCAAGUCUCAAACGAAUAGAAGCCUGAAGUAAUGCUUUUUUUGUUUGGACAGCCCAUGUGGAGUAUUCUUGUAUUGAGCGUUAUUACAGCCCAUUGAUCGAAUAAACAAACAUUAAAGUUGGUCUUGUCCAGUGUACGACCUUACUCCAGAAAGUCAGAGUUGGUUUUUGGCCAAACUUUAUCUUAAGAAAAAAGCAAAUGAAUCCCAAAAAAAGGUCAUAAAGGCAUCGAAAGUGGCCAAAUACCUAGCAAGAAUCCCGUUUUGAUGUAUUCUUUUUCCAACUGACAGGUCCAAAUGUCCCUUAAUUUGAUAUUGAACCAACUCGAGCAGAAACUAACAAAGACAAUGGCAAGAGGAAGCUCAAUAAAGAAAAAAGGCUGUAUACAGGGCAUGAAGAUAGCAGAAUCAAUAGAAUCUUAAGGUUCAAGUUGUUUUUGCCUCGAGAUCCAGGAAAUACUAUAAAAAAGUUCUCUUCUUUUACCCCAUCUUUACUCCAAUGGGUUCCCUUUUUUUUACUUUUUUUGGCCUGAAAUGAGCUCUAUGUAAAGAGUAAAGAUUAUUCUGACAGAACAACUCUGAUAUUUCUGACUAUGACUAGAUUUUCCUCAAGAAGCAGAUGCUCAUACCCUUUGUUAAUUUGUAGCUUGGUGGGGUUCUUUAUUUUGCUUCAUUUCUCAUCUUUGGGUGGUUACAAAGGUAUUCAAGAAGUGCAGAUCCAAGUAGGAUAUGAAGAGUUGGAGGAGAUCCAAAUACCUCAGCCAAGAGGAAGCCAAUCCUCAGAAGCCAACAUGCUAAUUGAUGAAUUUCUUGAUAAGUCUUCUAAACUCAGGCACAAUUUCUUUCCUGACAAGAGAACUAGUAUAGACCCUAGAAAGAAUACUAAAGAUGACAGCUUUUACUAUUACCCUGGGAGAAUUUGGCUAGAUACUGAUGGACACCCUAUUCAAGCUCAUGGUGGUGGAAUUCUUUAUGACGAAAGAUCAAGAAUGUAUUAUUGGUAUGGCGAGUACAAGAAUGGUCCUACUUAUCGAGCUCCUGGCAAAAAUGUGGCUCGGGUAGACGUCAUUGGAGUUGGGUGCUACUCUUCUAAGGAUCUGUGGACUUGGAAGAAUGAGGGCAUUGUACUAGCCGCUGAUGAACAUAAUGAGGCUCAUGACCUUCAUAAGUCUAAAGUGUUAGAGAGGCCUAAAGUGAUCUAUAAUGAGAAGACAGGUAAAUAUGUAAUGUGGAUGCACAUUGAUGAUGGAAAUUAUACUAAAGCGUCCGUUGGCAUUGCUAUAAGCAAUUCCCCUACUGGUCCUUUUCGAUAUCUAUAUAGUAAAAGGCCUCAUGAUUUUGAAAGCAGGGAUAUGACUUUGUUCAGAGAUGAUGAUGGGAAGGCAUAUGUAAUCUACUCUUCCGUUCACAACAGAGAGCUUCAUAUUGGUCUCCUUGAUCAAGAUUAUGUGGAUGUUACUAAUGUUAUGUCAAGGGUUCUCGUGGGGCAGUAUAGGGAGGCCCCGGCUUUGUUCAAGCAUCGGGGAACUUACUACAUGAUUACAUCAGGGUGCAGUGGUUGGGCACCAAAUGAGGCACUGGCUCAUGUGGCUGAAUCAAUUAUGGGACCAUGGGAGACUAUAGGCAACCCAUGUAUAGGUGCAAACAAAGUUUUUCGAGUCACCACAUUCUUUGCUCAGAGCACAUACGUGCACCCCAUUUCUCCUGGUUCAUUUAUUUUCAUGGCAGAUCGCUGGAAUCCAAAUGAUUUGCGUGAGUCUAGAUAUAUAUGGCUUCCUUUAACUGUCGAGGAAAUAGCUGGCAGUCAACGACCAAGAGUAUCUAUCUUUUGGCAUAAAAGAUGGGAUCUUCCCAAAAGCCAAACUUAGAAGAAUGCUGAUAAGUUUCUCAUCAUAGACCAAGUUUACUACUAGCUUUCUGUGGAGUAUUAGAAUUAAUAAUGUGAACUGUGAAGUGAUACAAGAUGGUUAUUAGAAUAACUUGUUACCUUGUUGUAACUUUGGAUUACAUACAGCUUUAUGCCAUAUAUAUAUAUAUAUAUAUAUAUAUAUAUCAAAAUGUAUAAUUGCAGCUUCUUAUACCUGUCAAGCAACCAAAAACUAUAAAAUAUCUGAUUUUUCAUCAGUUUUGUGACACGCAACCAAAUUAAAACCCCCGCCUUCUUGCAAUUUGGUGAACCUUUCAAAAAUGAUUUGUCCAAUUUUCCUCAAUCUUGAAGUAAAAUUAGAGUUUCAUCCUAUAACAGGGGAUUCAAUUCCAUUCUUAUAAUAAGUUAGCUAGAUAUAUGGUAUUCUGAAUAUGGUGCAUAGCCCCAUUGGCUAAAAUCUUGUCAGACAUAGAUAACACUUAAAAAGAAGAUAAUGAUUGUACAUUAAGAGGGUAAAAGUUUCUAGGGGAAACUCAUGGUAUUUUAUUAGUUUAACAUAUAUAUAUCAAAACAAAUCAAUUCUACAUGAAAACAGAGAAUUAAACAGAAACUGAAUCUUGAUGCACGAAAAAGAGAAUGUUAACAGACCAAAGUUUUAUUCAGCUUCCUCAACACUAG
Messenger RNA from Lycium barbarum (goji berry), 2584 nucleotides. RefSeq lists its product as uncharacterized. Gene Ontology annotation, molecular function: hydrolase activity, hydrolyzing O-glycosyl compounds. The record is from RefSeq and is a predicted model, not a curated record. Gene Ontology annotation, biological process: carbohydrate metabolic process. The transcript has a single exon. NCBI's taxonomy places the organism in Eukaryota, Viridiplantae, Streptophyta, Magnoliopsida, Solanales, Solanaceae. The coding region runs from base 633 to 1907 and encodes 424 amino acids.